AUGUCUCCAUUCAGCAAGAUUACUCCAACCUGGCUUCAAAAUGAAAGUGACCGAUACGACGCUGUUGAAAGCCAAUCUGAUGACGACGGAAAGACGAUAGAUGAGGUGUCGACACUGAGAGAAAAUGCCUUGAGGAAAGAUCUCCAAUUCUACCGCAGAAGUUUCUAUGCAACAUUGGUGUCAGUGGCACUGCUCUUGUUGUUUCUCUUGUUUCGCCUACAGAGCUUCCCACAACCGUUUGUCCGCUAUCAGAGUUUGGAAUGGAGCGGAUUGCUGGGCGAGGACUUCAAUGGUUUCGUGCCCAAUGGGAUUGGGCAGCCAUUGAAGCCCACGUAUUUUGGUCCUGAUCACCCCUAUUAUAUGCCCGAGGAUCUUUUCGGGGACUUCAACAAGACAAUCGCCUUUAUCGACAAUUUGAAAGCCAUGCAUAAUGGAUCCAGCGUGCUGGCCGACAAAGACCACCCCAACAUUAAGCGGAUAAAGCCUGACGGCAACGUCACCGAGCUCGAACCAUUUUGGCCUUGGGAAGACCGCGGGGAUGGCCGGAAGAUCUAUGCCCUUCGUGGGUUCCACCAAAUGCACUGCAUAUUCGUCAUCUCUGAGGAAUUCGCCUACCAGUACAACAACGACUCAAAGUGGACCAGCGCCCACGUGGCACACUGCAUCAACACGCUACGUGACAACGUCAUGUGUACAGCCGACGCCCAGCCUCUGGGUUUCGCCAACGGUUAUAAGAAUGGCCAUGCGACCGAUGACCAAGCCAUGAUGUGUAGGGACUGGACUGCACUACGGGUAUGGGCCAACGAUCCGGUCCGGGGAAUUCGCGUCAAGGAUGCAAGCCCUCCCGGGAGCAAGAACGAUUUAAUUGUUGAUAUUCAACCGUUUCCCGAAUUGAACGAAUUGGAGUUGAAGGGGCUGGCUUGA
Diaporthe amygdali is the source of this 924-nucleotide messenger RNA. RefSeq lists its product as uncharacterized. Bases 1 to 924 code for a protein of 307 amino acids. Lineage: Eukaryota; Fungi; Ascomycota; Sordariomycetes; Diaporthales; Diaporthaceae. The record is from RefSeq and is a predicted model, not a curated record. Gene Ontology annotation, biological process: mycotoxin biosynthetic process. The transcript is spliced from 4 exons.